ACAAACUUGAAUUUGAUAGAUCAUCAGAUAAAUCAGAUAUAAAUAUAUUAAAAAAUCUAUAUAGUUUAGAUGUAGAAUUACUAAAUAAGUUAAUCUCAAUUUUAUCUGAUCAAUCUGCAUCGAGUAAUAGUAGUAUUACUAUUACUAAUAGUUUAAAUAAACUGGUGAAGCAAGAUGAUAAAAAAGCUUAUUGCAAAGUUGAAGUAGUAAAAGAAGAUAAUACAAAAA
Messenger RNA from Racocetra fulgida, 228 nucleotides. NCBI's taxonomy places the organism in Eukaryota, Fungi, Glomeromycota, Glomeromycetes, Diversisporales, Gigasporaceae. The record is from the annotation of a GenBank genome assembly.